AGUUGUUGUUGUAUCAGUGUGUUGUGUUCUAUCGUCUGUCUGCUUGGCUCGAUUGAGUAUUCAGGUCCAGGAACUCUGCGACGAGGAUGGAAAUUUGCACGUCGGCAGCAUCUACCGAAUCGUAAUUGAGCUAGAACUACUCUGGUUUGCCGGAGGAGGUCAAUUACUUCAGGUGAAAUGUGAGGCGGUCGCUCUACAUGGACCACUUUCACCCGGUAGCUAUUCAACGCAUCUGCUACCGUUUGCAUGAAUGUUUUAUAGACUAGGUUCUCUCUUGCAGCUUCUGGGCGGUGGAUACCUAUCCACAAGAUGAUGAUCUGGAUGGUCUCUGCGAUAGCAGCCCAGAAGGUAAUGCUUAGACAGCAUGGGUAGGAUCUGUGCCUCCUGAUGGUGGUGGUCCACAUAAGAACUGAGGAGACAGCCCGUCGUAGCUUGGAGAGCGGCAUUCUGACAGAUCUUAAUAAUAUUCCACUGCGUGGCAGAGCUGACGACACCACACUAACGCUGCAUAACUUACCACAGAUCGGCUAAUUGCUUUGUACGUGGUCAACAAUGUUUCUUUGUUAGCACCUAAAGUGCUUCCGGCAAGUGAGCAUACUUGGGAAUACGAGCUGAUCUCAAUGGAUAGUUAUUCCUCUGAUACCGACUUAGUGCUGUUCUAUGAACUGAAUGCGACUAGAGCCAGUCGUGGAGUUUACGCUUGCGCAGGAACGAUGUUUCUCAAUUAUGACGUAGUAGAAGGUGACUCCAAUGAGAUAGAAGUAAAAACGUACCGAAGUGACAGCAUAAACGGGGAUUAUAAGCCCAUACCCUUCUCUAUACAGAGGCAGCAUAUUUUUGAGUUUAUGAACAAUUUCUAUAAGAAUGCAUUGAUGGAAACACUAAAGGAUUGUUCGAAUUUGCCGGUAUUCAAGGGGGAUUUUGUGCCACCUUUAGAGAAGAGAAAUUACACAUUGGACAAUUGUGUUUUUACCCAAGAGGGAUUUCCCCACCAUAUACAGGAUGGUUACUACAAGAUCGCCUUUAAUGCCUUCGGCGAUGUUGAGUGGUCAAUGAUUUUUUAUGCCAUAGUUGAGAACAUUUUACGAUAGAUACAAAUUGCGCACAGAUUGAUUUUUAUGAUUUUUAAAAAAUAAAUUCUCAGUGCAAACAA
Stomoxys calcitrans (stable fly) is the source of this 1153-nucleotide messenger RNA. RefSeq lists its product as uncharacterized. Lineage: Eukaryota; Metazoa; Arthropoda; Insecta; Diptera; Muscidae. The record is from RefSeq and is a predicted model, not a curated record. The transcript has 3 exons. Bases 621 to 1091 code for a protein of 156 amino acids.